Messenger RNA from Dentiscutata heterogama, 377 nucleotides. Lineage: Eukaryota; Fungi; Glomeromycota; Glomeromycetes; Diversisporales; Gigasporaceae. The record is from the annotation of a GenBank genome assembly.
AAACGCAAACUGAUCAAUAUGCAGCAUUCAAUGUAUUAACUUCAGCAUGGAGACAUGUAGAUGAACAUAUUGAUGAUAAAAUAAAAACACCAUUAUCACUUUCUCCUACUGAUACUAUGCACUUAGUUGGAUUUCGUGCCAUGGCAAACAAUAUAAAUAAGUUGGCUUGUCUAACCUUACUUCGAGAACCAGAAGAUUCUGACCCUGUCAUUUCAACUGCUGUUGACUAUAUUAAUAGUGUUUGUUUCAUGUAUCUUGAUAAUGACUUAUUUGUGCAUAGUCUUUAUAAUGGAUCUAUUGGAAUUAUCAUCAAAUUAAUCAAUAAAGACACUAUCAAUAUCGUAUUUCCUGCACCACUAAGAAUGAUUACUGCAACU